AUGACUGUGUUGUAUGACGAACUAAGCAUUGCUGGUGAAUACUUCUACAUGUUCUACGAGGCUGUCACGGCUCACGAUUGUAAAGGCUUGUACUGUUCGGAUUUCACAACUGAAUGCGUUAACGAUGGAUACGUCACUCAGAUCGACGGAGUCUGUUCAUAUCCAGGCAUCGCCACAUGGCCGGGUGGAAGCUACGCACUUCUCUCGGCUAUCGAUGGCUGUCCGGACGGAUUCACAGAGGGCAACUACACACACUGGAGUGACGGGGCCAGCAGCAAGUCAUCUAGUUUCCACCUUGCUGGCGACUUCCAAUCCGAGUACACAACGUACAAAUUCUGCGUCAUGGAGAACAGUAACAGUGGUGGCAAGUGGCCAACGGGAGCGUACUGUAUCAUGAGAAAAGCAGGAACCUGCCCUGAAGGUUUCUCUGAGGGAUCUGUUAUUUACGACGACGAGAUUCGAUCAGCAGACAAGAACAAGACGAUCAACGAACCGAUUCCAGAUGGUGUUUUCGACAACAACACGCAGUUCUUCUACUGCUGUAGGGAUGAUGGGUUCCGUAAUGAACCACUAGAUAUACCGAACUCGAAGCCGUUAGUACUUUUCCGCAUAGGAAGGUGGUACCAAGGCUGCCAACAGGUGAAAGGCAUGUACGUGACAGCUGAGAAAUACGUAUUCGACAAUCAUAAUGAGGGAGUUAGUAAUAAGACUGGAUCUAUCCCGUACAUCUCGGAAUCAUCCACCAAAUACCACGUGAAUUUCUGUUACUAUCGACCCUACAAUAAAGACUGUGGUGGAAUUAUCGACCUAACAACUGCAGAACCAAGUAAAACAUUCACCAGUCCUGGCUUCCCCAACAACUACGCACCAGAUAUGGAGUGUCACUGGCUAAUUAAGGCACCUGAAAAAGCAACUAUCGUUCUCAACUUCAAUGAUUUUGACAUCGAGAGAUCAGGAGAAACCUGCAAAGACUCUCUAGAAAUACGUCACGCCAGGCUCGGACAGUCAGGACCUAAAUACUGUGGUGAUGGAAUGGAAGCAAGCGUACGCAGCAUUUUCAACACGUUGAAAUUAAGACUUCGCUCAAACAUGGCUGGUUCGAACAAAGGAUUCAAUGCCACUGUGUAUACUAUCUUCCCUGAAGAUCUGUGCUACAGUCUUGAAGACAAGGGGGCGUCCUACCGCGGCAACGUCAACUUCACCCGUGACAUGAAAGCCUGUCUACCGUGGGCGGAGACGACGUCGUGUCGACACCACCCAUUUAAUCCAAAAGACUUCGGCAAGGCGCUGGAUAAGAACUAUUGCCGUAACCCUGACAACACUGCCGGGCCAUGGUGUUACACUGAUGUUACUGGUUGUGACAGGAACUACUGCGACCCAUGUCUGUUCGAAAAUGUGUUUGACAACGCUGACGACUGUGUGGACGAAGGACCAGACUUUUGCACAAGUUACCCGGAUGCUUUCGCCAGAUGCGGUCUAACCUGUGCAGAGACCUUCCUGACUCAUGAUAUACCUGUGGCGUCUUCUGAUAUUAAAUGUGCAAGACCGUCCGUUGCUGAUGCUGACGUGUUAACAACGAAGACAACGUUCAGUCUUGGUGAAGAGGUUGAGUUCCGCUGUCGCAGUGACAACGAGACGACGUCAGCGACGUGUCUCACCAGCGGAUCCUGGUCAGUGGGCAACUACGUGUGUGGAGCUUGUCCCACUGGAUGGGUAGCACAUGGAGGCCACUGCUACAAGUACUUCACGGAAAAACUCAAGUACUCUGAGGCGGAGAUUGCGUGUGCCAGCCAUGGCGCUAUUCUAGCUCCGACUCCGGACAAAGAGAUUCUCGACUUUGUCGUGUCCUUGAGAGUCUAUCUUCAGAAGAUUUGGUUAGCAGCCACUGACCGUGAAACAGAGGGCCAAUGGGUGUGGCCUGAUGGAACGAAUGUAACGUACACCAACUGGGCAGCAAAUCAGCCGAGCAACAACAGUCGUGAAGAUUGUGCUUACAUCAACGGUGAGGACAACGACAACAAGUGGAGUGACGUCAACUGCGUGUGGUACCACAGCCACCCCUUCGUGUGCAGGAAAACUGUAGCAGCCCCAUCACUCUGUAAAAACCGAAUUUCGGGAUGUGAGAAGAUUCUGAAACAAAAGCCUACUGUUUGUAAUGAAUACACGGACUAUGCCGAAAACGAGUGUCGCUUGACGUGCGGAAAGUGUCCCGAUGAUGCUCUAACCGACACUGUUUUGCCGAAUAAUGACGUUGUCCUAAAAAAUCGAGCAUCAGUUGGAAGCGGAAGAUAUGUGUACACGGGAAACACCGAUGACUUCCGAAUCGAACGUGACGGAGAAAUCCGAAGCUGGCAUUUCUACAGCAAGUACGCAGGGGAUGUGACGCUGCAAGUCUGGAGACCCAAGACAGAACUAGGAGAAUUCAAACUUGAGUUUGUGGGACAAAACAAAAUCGUCACUAAAGACAAAAGACUACAACAGAUUUACAUUGCACCGGCUGACAGAAUUGUUGUCCAGAAUAACGACCUAAUCGGGGUGUACUACGGCUACAAUAAAGGUGGAAUCCCCUAUGACAGAUGUACAGACGGCUCCGUGAAGGUCAUGUACAGCAGAUAUCUUUACUCCAGCGCCGACAAGUUCACCGUCGGGAAGGUCGAACAGUUCAGCACUAACGUCAGCUGUCGUGUCUUCUCUCUCACCGCCAUUGUUGGCCCCAAAAGUACCUGA
Gigantopelta aegis is the source of this 2727-nucleotide messenger RNA. RefSeq lists its product as uncharacterized. The record is from RefSeq and is a predicted model, not a curated record. Gene Ontology annotation, molecular function: wide pore channel activity. Gene Ontology annotation, cellular component: membrane. NCBI's taxonomy places the organism in Eukaryota, Metazoa, Mollusca, Gastropoda, Neomphalida, Peltospiridae. The transcript is spliced from 19 exons. The coding region runs from base 1 to 2727 and encodes 908 amino acids.